Molecule: messenger RNA, 573 nt
Organism: Pteronotus mesoamericanus
Lineage: Eukaryota; Metazoa; Chordata; Mammalia; Chiroptera; Mormoopidae
Gene: CENPS
Product: centromere protein S
Exons: 5
Coding region: 68-487 (139 amino acids)
Biological process (GO): resolution of meiotic recombination intermediates; replication fork processing
Cellular component (GO): Fanconi anaemia nuclear complex; FANCM-MHF complex
Molecular function (GO): protein heterodimerization activity; chromatin binding
Source: RefSeq, a predicted model, not a curated record
AAAAUCUGACUGCCCCGUAGGGUCGUCCUCCUUACGCACUCGCGCGCCUGCCUGGGUCUUCGCUGUGAUGGAGGAGGAGGAAGAGGGGGCCGAGGAACAGGAGCGAUUCUCUUAUCAACAGAGGCUGAAGGCUGCCGUCCACUACACCGUGGGCUGCCUUUGCGCGGAGGUUGCCUCGGACAGGGAGGUGCAGCUCAGCAAGCAGACCAUCGCGGCGAUCUCGGAGGCGACCUUCCGGCAGUGCGAAACUUUUGCCAAAGACCUUGAAAUGUUUGCAAGGCAUGCGAAAAGAAGCACAAUUAGCACGGAAGACGUGAAGCUCUUAGCCAGGAGGAGUAAUUCACUGCUAAAAUACAUCACAGAGAAAAAUGAAGAGAUUGCUCAGUUCAAUAUAGAACGAAAAACAAAGAAGAAAAAGAAGUUGGAGGAUGGAAACAAAAAUUCAGUAGAGACCACAGAGGCUGGAGAAGUGGAAAGUGAGAAUUAAACUCUCACUGGGAAAAGCAACCCUCAGCAGGUAGCACCAUCAAAAUGCACAUUGCCACAAAGGGAAUUUUGAAAGAAUAAGUGGAG